AUCCGGCUGCAGGUGUACACGCACCGCAGCUUCUACGCGCGCCCGACCCAUCGCUUCGAGGAUCUCCCCGAGGAUCCCAGUCCGGACAACGAGAAAUAUGAGCAUCUUGGGGACUCAGUUCUGAGCAUGGUCGUGACAGAGCUCAUCAACGAGAUCUACCCGUACAUCCGCGUUGGGCCGUCCACCAAAAUACGUUCUCUGGUGGUCGGCAACCCGACUCUGGCCUGGAUUUCCGUUCAGUAUGGCUUGCCGGAAAACCUACGAAUGCACCCUGCCCAGGCCAUCACUUUGAGGCACUCCCAGAAUGUCCAGGGUGCGCACAUUCUCGCGUUCGUGGGAGGGCUCUACCUCGACCAGGGCCUCGACUUCGUGAAGACGUGGCUCUGCCCGCUCUUCCGCGUGUACGUCACCGAGGCCUACCGCCAGGUGCGCAUCCAGCACUGCCUGCCGCCCGAGGCGGAGGUGCACUUCCCGACGCUCAACGCGGUGUCGCCCGUGUCCUCGCGCUACGCGGCGAACAUGGGCCACCUCUCGCUCUUUAACCAGCACCUGCAGCAGCGGGGCAAGGGCAUCGAGUGGGUGUGGUCCGACAGUGCGGGCCAGGGCACGCGCACGACGCCGAUCUGGGUCGUCCGCGCGAUGGUCGACGAGCACUGCAUCGGGAGCGGGCGCGGGAGCACGAAGAAGGCCGCGAAGAACGAGGCCGCGAAGGAGGGCCUCCGCAACAUGGGUAUCAUCGUCUCGUGCGUGUCUUGCUCUUGA
Fomitopsis serialis is the source of this 762-nucleotide messenger RNA. Its product is annotated as ribonuclease III domain-containing protein. The annotation marks the transcript as partial. The transcript has 5 exons. Lineage: Eukaryota; Fungi; Basidiomycota; Agaricomycetes; Polyporales; Fomitopsidaceae. Gene Ontology annotation, biological process: RNA processing. Gene Ontology annotation, molecular function: ribonuclease III activity. The record is from RefSeq and is a predicted model, not a curated record.